Molecule: messenger RNA, 912 nt
Organism: Emiliania huxleyi CCMP1516
Lineage: Eukaryota; Haptophyta; Isochrysidales; Noelaerhabdaceae
Exons: 2
Coding region: 1-912 (303 amino acids)
Cellular component (GO): Golgi apparatus
Molecular function (GO): antiporter activity
Source: RefSeq, a predicted model, not a curated record
AUGAGCGGUGACCUGAGGACCACGGCCGCGAGUGUCGUCUCUUGGUUCUUGCUCAACAUCGCCAUCGGCAACCUCAACGGCUGGAUCCUCAAGCACCACGGCUUCUCUUACCCGGUGGUGCUGACUGCGGUGCACAUGCUCUGCUGCUGGCUCCUCUCCGCCGUCUGCCUGGUCACCAUCCUGCCUCCCGCAGACCCGCGGCCAACGCCAGUCGGCACCGUGGCCAAGGUCCGCACGCUCGCCCUCGCCUUCUGCGCUUCGGUCGCGCUCGGCAACAUCGCGCUGCGGUACAUCUACGUGUCGUUCGCGCAGAUGGUGUCUGCGGCGUCGCCGUUCUUCACGAUGCUGCUGAUGGGCGCGAUGGUCGGCAAGCGAUACUCCCUCGCGCAGUAUUCGGCGAUCGUGCCGAUGUGCGGCGGCGUGAUGAUGUGCACAGUCGGCGAGCUCAACUUUCAUAUGCUCGGCUUCACCGCGGUCGUCGCCUCCACCCUGCUCCGAGGGGUCAAGUCGAUCCUGCAGGGGCGGCUGCUGACUGCGCCCGAGGAGCGCCUCGACGCGAUGCUGCUCCUGUACCACAUGUCGCGCGAGUCGCUGCUGCCGCUCGGCCUGUACUCGUCGCUGGUAGAGUACCAGGCCUACUACGACCCGCAGCUGUCGGGGCCGGGCGCCCCCCGCCUGUGGGGCCUGGUCCUGCUCUCCGGCCUCGUCUCCUUCUUCCUCAACCUCGCCAACUUCCUCGUGACCAAGCACACCUCCGCGGUGAUGCUGCAGGUCCUGGGCAACCGGUGGACACAGGUCGUCCUCUCGAUCCUCGUCUCCCUCCUCAUCUUCGGCAACCGCGUCUCCGCGUCGAGCGCCGUCGGCUGCGCCGUAACGCUGGCCGGCGUCGCCGCUUACAACUUUUGCAAAUAG